UGAAAGUAGAAAUAACAGAUUGAUAUCAUGAUGUCAAUCAUGGUAAUGUCUUGUGACUAACAACCGAUUCGUUUGCACUCAGUGUUAUGGACGCUGAUGGUCUUCCUUUAGUUGGGUCUGGAGUGGACUACACUAAGGUGGAAGCUAUUCAGCAAAAGAGAACAAUCGCUUUUAUCAAUCAUUAUAUCACCCACACAGCAAGCUUUCUAAACAGAUUUUCUUGUGUUUGUGAGGAAAAACUUGAGCAUCUUUCAAACAGAAUUCAGAAUUUGGAAAUUACUCUAAGUUUAUUGGAAACAAAGUUGUCCUCCAUCCCUGGUUUAGACAGUGUGACAGCUCCAGCCAGUAGUACAACAGCAGCCCCGGCAGCCACCUCAGAUGCCACAUCUUCCGCCACAUCAGGUGCACCACCAGCACCACCUGCCCCUGGAGCACCACCUCCCCCGCCCACUCAGGAUGAGGCCCCUCCAGCCCCACCCCCAGAGGAAGAGAAACCUGCCAACCCUGUAUCCAAGGAUCCUCGAUUCGCUAGAUUCUUCAAAAUGUUACAAGUGGGAGUUCCGGAGCCUGCAGUUAAAAACAAAAUGAGAGCAGAGGGACUAGACCCAUCAUUUCUGGAUAAUCCUGAUGCCCCAGCGCCACCGGAGAGCAGCAAGAAAUCUGACAGUGACAGUGAUGAUUUCGGUGACAGUGAUAAUGACAGCAUGAGUGACUGAAGAUGGUAAUUACCCAAUGACAAUUAUCAUCUGAUUGGCUAGUGUUAUUUUAAUGGUACCAGGAUGGGGAGGACAUCGAGUGUUUCCUCUUGCCAACAACUGGAUAAUUAGUUAUUUGUUUAUUUACUCUGUCAGUGAGUGAUAAACAUGCACUGUAUUCUAAUGUCAGAUUCUUGAUUUUAGAACUGAAAUUAAAUUAUAUUGAGUGUUUUAUGAUUUACCAUAUGUCGAAUUGUUGGUUGAAUGGAUUAAAGGAACUUGUAUAUGAAAACAAGAUUUUUUUUCACAUGUAUUGAUUCAGAAUCUAAAUGUAUCAUAUACACAUCUACAAUGUAUUAUAAAAUGUAUUAAAGCAAUUUCAGAACCAU
This is a messenger RNA of Magallana angulata, 1084 nucleotides long. Its product is annotated as WASH complex subunit 3-like. The coding region runs from base 87 to 716 and encodes 209 amino acids. Gene Ontology annotation, cellular component: WASH complex. The transcript is spliced from 6 exons. NCBI's taxonomy places the organism in Eukaryota, Metazoa, Mollusca, Bivalvia, Ostreida, Ostreidae. Gene Ontology annotation, biological process: actin filament polymerization; exocytosis. The record is from RefSeq and is a predicted model, not a curated record.